ACGACCUUAAGGAGCAAGCUUGGAGCAAGCACCUCAUUCUCCAUACCGUCAUAUAUAUAUACCUGGUUCUUUUCCCCUCGAUAUUCCUGAUACUCCCAAUGGCGAGCUUUCCCGAUUAUUAUGCACUGCUCAAUGUGUCAAAGACGGCCACCGCCGAGGAGAUCAGACAGGCUUAUAAAAAGGAGUCACUCAGGACUCAUCCGGAUAGAUUUUCCAAUGCCACUGAAGAUGAGAGAAAGACAGCGACAGAAAAGUUCCAAGCCGUAGCCGAUGCCUACUAUGUUUUGUCGGAUCCAGUGCGACGGAAAGAAUAUGAUGCACUAUACUCAUCAAAGCGGGCCGGGGAUAAAAGCAGUGACCCGAAGGCGUCUUCGAAUUUCUUUACGCAGUUUGCCAGCAUGUUUGGAGGUGCAGGCACAGCACCAGCUCAAGAGCCGAGACCUGACGCCGAGAACGUAUUUGCGGACGUGUUUGAAGAGCUGCUCCGUCCGGAGGUUGAACGUCACGCGCCAUGGUGGUCAUACAUUGGCGCCGUUUGUGGUGGCGGAAUGGGAUUCAUAGUCGCUAAUUUACCGGGUCUCAUGAUAGGCGCAUAUGCAGGUAACCGCGUCGGUGCGAUACGUGAUGCCAAAGGUAAGAGUGUUGCUGCAGUAUUCUCCGAACUUGGAGGUAGUCAGAAGGCGGAAAUCCUGCGCGCUUUGGCUGCGAAGGUGAUAGGUGCCACUAUGUAAUAAACACGUUAUAGUAGUAUGCAUCGCACCUACUAGUGUUCUGUUCUAUAUUUAUGUUCAGACCCAUGUACCAGUACUAUUAGUGCACUGUAUCGUUAGAUUGUUUUCCCGUUGUCAUUAGCGAUGAACACCGCC
This is a messenger RNA of Suillus bovinus, 866 nucleotides long. Its product is annotated as DnaJ domain-containing protein. The record is from RefSeq and is a predicted model, not a curated record. Bases 99 to 731 code for a protein of 210 amino acids. The transcript has 6 exons. NCBI's taxonomy places the organism in Eukaryota, Fungi, Basidiomycota, Agaricomycetes, Boletales, Suillaceae.